Messenger RNA from Ectocarpus siliculosus, 1869 nucleotides. The record is from the annotation of a GenBank genome assembly. NCBI's taxonomy places the organism in Eukaryota, Phaeophyceae, Ectocarpales, Ectocarpaceae.
AUGUCACCGACGCCUCCAACGCCAGAGCGCCGUCCCCGCCAUGCCACAACUCCAUCUUCACGCCCAGUCAGCAAGAGUGGCACGCCGACCGCUCCUACUUCUCUGGUUUUAGUAGCUGGAGGCGAGGGAGAAGAGGCCGCACCUUCUCGCUUCAAGCGUGUUCUGGACAAGGCUACCGGCAAGCACUACUACUACGACAAGGAGACCAAAGAGACGUUCUGGACCCUCGCCGACGCGCCAAACAGCAUAUCCCCAAACCUUCCGCCCGAAGACCCUCGGAAGCGGAGGAAGACGUACGGGUUGCCCCCCACGCACGUCGAGGCCGUCGCUCAGAACCAAGGAGCUGUUGUUUGGUGGAAACUGCCAUCCUCGCCAGAAGAAAGAGAAGGGCCGCAGCACACUGGGGGAAACACGAAAGCAACAACAACCAAUACAAAGGGCGGAAACGGACGAGGAGGAAGUGGGGGUCGCGCCGUGGAAAGUUCGGUGGCAGGCGACGAGGAGAAACGUUCGCCUCUCGUGCCGAUUGGAUUCGUCGUGUACCGCUACCGACUGGAUGGCCGCGAGUGGCACAAGAAAGGGGCUACGAGCGUAGACGACGCCAAGGCCGUGUCUACCGCCGUGAAAGCAUUGUCAAACGGGCUUGUCUACAGGUUCACGGUCGCUUCGAGGACAGUCGAAGGCGACAGCGCGGAGAGCGAGCCCUCCGUGGCUGUGCGUCCGAACGAGCCGCUGCCCGAGGGUUGGAAGGAAAAAUUCAACGCCACCACCGGCAAGUCGGUGUACACGAACGUCAAGACGGGCCAGACGAGCUCGGAAAGGCCGGAGUGCAACCCUUACUUCGUCGAGACCGACCUGUUCCUCAGGUUUACGCCGGAGGAAACAGAGACCCUUUCCGAGGAGUUCCGAACAAUGGCGGAAAUGCAGAGCAGCACGUUGGUGGCGAUCGACGACAUAAUGGACGUGCUUCCGAGGAUAGGAGAGCCUCUCCGCGAGGUCGAGGUGGUACGACGGCUGAAGGCGGAAGGCUGGGAAGGCGUGAAGGGCGGGAGGGACUUGCCCAGCGUGACUUACAGGCAGUUCUUGGCCCUGCUGUGGGGCAUCAAGGGUCCCAAGAGCACGAGGAGGUCCAUCGGGAGGCGGGUGUGGGACGCCAUGGUGGCGAGCGUGACGCCGAACAGCGUGUCCUCGAGAAAGCUAGCCCUGAUAGAACAAGACCCCGGGAAGCGCAUGGGCAACUGGGAAAAGCUCGUGCACCCGGUCGUCCGGCGAGCGUACUUCGUCAACAAGGACACCGGCCAGGCGUCUUGGACGAUGCCUGCGGAGGUGAAAUUCUUCCUCAACGACAAACUAAGGCAGGACCUCCUGAAGACGACCUUCAGCGAGGAAGAGCUGGCGGGUCUGCAGAAAGCCUUCGCCAAGAUGGACCUCGACGGCAACGGCACCAUAGACGCCGACGAGCUAGGCCUAGUCCUCAAGUCUUUCGGAGAGGCCGUACCCCCAGGACGUCUCAAAGCUCUUAUCCGUGAGGUCGACCAUGACGGCAGCGACUGCAUCGACUUCGAAGAAUUCACCGUGAUGAUGUCCGCCGUUAAGAACGGCAGAGCCAGCCUUGGGUGGGGCAGAAUAAACAGGCACCUGCAAGGCGACGACGACAGGAAGUUCGACGUUCUCAAGGGCCAGUUGAACACCCUCAAGGCAAGGCAAAAGAAUGGAGCCGCCGGUUCGGGUACGGUUGUUUCCGGCGGUGGUCGUGCAAGCCACGGCAAGUUCUGCCUCUGCGGGUGCCGGGGAAUCGAACCCUCAGACCGAAACGACAAAAUAAUCUACAAAGACUGGGGGACGAAGCAAUUGCACCGUACACCGUGA